Messenger RNA from Pieris napi, 1220 nucleotides. RefSeq lists its product as uncharacterized. The record is from RefSeq and is a predicted model, not a curated record. The coding region runs from base 232 to 1104 and encodes 290 amino acids. The transcript is spliced from 2 exons. Lineage: Eukaryota; Metazoa; Arthropoda; Insecta; Lepidoptera; Pieridae.
UUAAGCGGCCCCUAGACGAUCAAUUAUAUUGCGCAAUAUUGAAAAUUGUGCAAUAUAAUUAAUCGUCUAGGGGUAAUAUUGAAGAUUGCGUAAUGAUUGUACGAAAGUUUGAGCGAAACAAAAAUUUUUAUUGAACCAUAUUUUUCCAUUGCGUCGUGUAGGGUCAGCAUUGCGCAAUAUUUUUUGCCUGUGUUUCGUCGGCAAGGACACACGCGUGCACGCUUCCCAAAAAUGGCAGAAAAAGAUAAUACGAAAGUUAAGGAAAGAGAGUUUAUCGUCGAAUGUAUCCAAUUGUACAGAGAAUUGUCGUCUUUGUGGAAUGUCAAGAGCAAAGAAUAUCAUGACCGUGAUAAAAAAAAAGCUGAUUACGAAACAUUGUUGUCUAAAUAUAAAGAGAUGUUUCCUGAGGCAAGCAAAGAUGACGUGAAGAAGAAAUUCAAUUCUUUGAGAACCAACUACCGGAAGGAACUCAAGAAACACCUUCAGUCGAUGAAAUCCGGAUCUGGUACAGACGACAUAUACCAACCUACUUUAUGGUAUUUUAAUGAAAUGUUUUUUUUACAAGAUCAGGAAACCGCAUCGGAUUUACAGUCUAGUAUGGAUACUCAGUCUACUAUACGUAGUCCGGGAGGAGAGAGUGAACAUUCUAAUUUGGAUACUAAUUAUACACAGGAAAAUAGUUCAACCAUUGAAGCUGAUCAAGUUACAACUACAUCCUAUGCAGUUCCGAAGACAAAAUAUAAAAAAUUAAAGAGGAAAUCUGAUGAUGAACUUAUGCAACUUGCAGUUAACCGUCUUAGACAGAAGCCAGACGAAUAUGAAAACUGGGCUGCGUCUUGUGCUGCAGAUUUAAAGAAAAUGGAACCAACACAACAAAUCUUUGCAAAGAGUGCUAUUGCUGCUAUUAUCAUGGAAGGACAAUUAGGUCUUUUACAUCGCAAUUCAGUUAAAAUAAAUACUCCAACAGUAACAAUAACUCCAUCUCCGACAUAUACAAGGGCCACGCCAACUCCAACAAAUUACAACAGCACGCCAUCGCCUGGCUAUUCUGAUCUUCCACCUGAGGAGCUGCCAACAGAACAUGUACUACUCCCAACAGGAUAAUCAGCAGAACAGACAAUUCUCAACAGGAAAAUGAUGCUAAUGACAUGUCUCAACUCUCAAUAUAUAAAGCUAAAUAAAUGUUUAUUAAAUAAUAAAUAAAUGAAAAAAUGUCUUUA